Messenger RNA from Amyelois transitella, 3600 nucleotides. RefSeq names its product ubiquitin-conjugating enzyme E2-24 kDa (gene Ubc2). The record is from RefSeq and is a predicted model, not a curated record. Gene Ontology annotation, molecular function: ubiquitin conjugating enzyme activity. The transcript has 5 exons. Bases 419 to 997 code for a protein of 192 amino acids. Gene Ontology annotation, cellular component: nucleus. Lineage: Eukaryota; Metazoa; Arthropoda; Insecta; Lepidoptera; Pyralidae. Gene Ontology annotation, biological process: protein polyubiquitination.
AAUACUUGCUUACUUUUUUCUUUACAAAUAAAAAAAAAGAUAGAAAAUGUCGGAAAGUGGUUGUGUUAAAUUCUGUGAAUUUUAUGUGCUUUGCAAUAUUUAGUUCGAUUUUACAUUAUUUUAUUGUUCUAUUAACCCUGUACUAUAAGGUCAAUACUUCACCGAAAGAAAUAACCGUAAUUUUUAUCAAUUGGGAAUGUAUUUUGACUGACCGAAUUGCAGUGGGGAGCAUCUGACAACGAGAUUAUGUUCAUAGUUUAUCUCAAUAUUUGUAAAUAAUCUGGAAGCAUUUCUUAGUGUCCCUUGUCCCGUGCCAGGAGGUACAUAUUUACAUAAAUUGGGACAACGGUGAAUCAAAAAAUUUUAAUUUAUCGGAUAACGCCAGCCCACAAGAUGGCCGACUGUUAUUCGUAAGAUAAUGUCCGGUGCAUCUGGUUCAUCAGGAAGUGGUACAGGCCGGGGCCGCGGUGGAGCAAACUCUAACGGGACAGUCGACAAUAAGCCAGAUUCAAAGGAGAACAAACCCAAUCCCAAAAUGUCAAAAGCACUAGGCACUUCAGCAAAGAGGAUCCAAAAGGAGCUAGCGGAGAUCACAUUGGACCCUCCACCUAAUUGUAGUGCGGGGCCUAAAGGUGAUAACUUAUAUGAAUGGGUGUCUACCAUCUUGGGCCCCCCUGGAUCAGUAUAUGAAGGUGGUGUGUUUUUCCUGGACAUACAUUUUUCACCAGAAUAUCCGUUCAAACCACCCAAGGUGACAUUCCGAACUAGGAUAUAUCACUGUAAUAUCAACAGUCAGGGUGUAAUAUGUUUAGACAUUCUGAAGGAUAACUGGUCUCCCGCACUGACUAUAUCUAAAGUUCUAUUAUCUAUAUGCUCACUGUUGACUGACUGCAAUCCAGCGGAUCCCCUAGUGGGAAGCAUUGCAACACAAUACCUUCAGAACAGAGAGGAGCAUGAUCGCAUCGCCCGCCUCUGGACUAAGCGUUACGCGACAUGAUUCCUUUGCCUCCGCCCACACGCCAAGGAACAACUAAAAGUAUCAUACUCUAAUAACCUUUCUGUUCUAAAUCCAUCUUUCUCACGUAAAUAUAAGCUUACAAUGUUAUCGAAGUAUCCAAUCACUUGUAUGCACAACUUGCAUCAUAUUUGAAAACUCUAGUAUUUUGUGUAAACUCGUAACAAAUAUGCUGCAAGUUCUGCUUUUGUUUAUAUGGCUUAUCAAUGUUUAGUUACGAUCAAUGUGAUGUCAAGAAACUUUUGAAGGUCUGACAUGUAAUUGAAGACUAAAAAAAUAGUAUGAUAUUGAUGGUUUUCUGUUAUAUUUCUAGCAGUAGUAAAUGCAAUGAUUUAAUGUAAUACUAUAAGGUAAUAAACAAUCUUGUGGUUGGGUCGAGUCAUGCAAUUUAUCAAGUAAUUUUUUUUACUGAGUUUCUACACACUAAACACUAAAGUUAAGUUGGUGAUCAACCUCACCAUUUUUAUUUUUUGUUGACUAUAUCUGUAAAUUUACUUUGGCUCGAGUCAAAACUCUUCACACUUACUCAGUUUUUUUUAUGUGUGAGAGGGUAAGGAUAAGCCAAUGUGAACUGAAUUGAUUUUUGCUUGUAAGUCUACUGUAGAAUACCAGUGAAUUGAGUCAAUUUUAUCGCAACAAAGCGAUGAUCUCAAAUACUUGCAAAUAGUUACAGUUAAGCGGUAUUAUGUAUUUAUCGUGACUUGCGAACCAUAUGAUUUUGGGAAUAAAUCGCAUUGUGUGCAAAAAUGUUUUGAUUUCAGGGUAAUUUUCUUUAUAAAAUAUUCUUUGUAGAGUCAGUGAGGAAAAGGGACAAGUUGUGACAGGCGAUUUAAGUUUAGGCAAAAUGAACCUGUUAUUUCAUGUAAAGUCUGCCUUCAUUUACUCCCAGUUUCCAUGUUUCAGAUAGUUUCAUGCUGCCUGAAACAAUUUUGUGUCAAACUUUGCAGUGAAAUCAGUACUUCAAACAAAUUACUAACUUCCAUGUAAUACGAAUUUUUAAGACAAAAAGCCAUAUGUGUAAUAUUUUUUGUCAUUUAGUGAGAUUUGGUUACAUAUAUACUGCUUUAGGUUUUCUUUUAAAUGAAUUAAUCAGUUUAUGGAUUGACUUCUGGUGUUUUUAUGCCAAUCCGUCAUUAGAUAGUUAUACUAUAUUUUCCCGAGUUAGAUAGUGAAAUUUUUUUUAAACAUUGCCGAAUAAUUUUCAGUGCAAUAAAAAAAUAAAUUAAAAUUUCCUAUCGGCUACAUGGGAAAGAAUAGCUACGUUACUAUAUUGGUCUAUAAAUAUAUAUUCAAAUCAGAAACCUAUUUAUUUUUAUAUGGUAACGCUUGUCAAUGUGUUUUUUAAUCUUGCUGUGGUGUGGUUAUUUCAAUUCGUUUUUAUAUUGAUUGCCAAGAGAUUUAUUUAAAACGAAACAUAUCAGACUUAAGUUUCCGAUAUUUGAUGAAGUCUACACUACAGCCCAACUCACAACUGCCUGUGACGUGCCAAAACUUGGGCACCUGGCCGCUCCACUCCGAAGUUACUGUCCUUAAUUCCGUUUAGAUUGUAAACAGUUAUUAGAUGUAAGUUAUUUUAUUGUCUAGGUAAUGUAUAAUGUAUGUCUUAACCCUAAUUAUUAGAAUUAGUAUCGUAAUGAUUUAGUGAAAAAUGUAUGUCGCUCGUAUAUGAAUGUUUUGGUGAUACCAAUAUGAAUUUUGGGAUAUUUUUGAUUCGAUGUGUUGAGUGGUGAAGUGAUGUAACUGGUGCUGUGAGAUUCAAAUGCUGGCGACAUACGACGAGAGAUGAAUACUGCGACUGUAUUCGGGACUGGAUAUAUUUUGUCGAAUGUGAUUUUUUAAUUUUUACUACAACUCGAAAUGUGUUGCUUGCAUACGACCGCUGUAAAUGUCGCGACUGAAGUUCCUCUUAACUCGAUGUUCAUAACUUUGAACUUACCCUUGUAAUCAUCCUUUGUUACAGUUCAUAUCAUGGUAUAAAAUAGGUGAAUAAAAUGUGUGUAACUAGGACACUGAUUGCUGUUUUAUUUCUUUAAUAUCAUAAACUGUAAUCAAACCAUACCACACGGCAAAGCGUUUUAAUCUUUGAUAUUAUAUUGCAAUUUAUUAGAAGCAGUCUAGUCUUGAUAUUUGCAGAGAUCACAUAUGGUAAUAUCCCUUAUUUCAAAACCGGUUAGAAGGUUGAGGAAAUAAAAGAAGUAUAUUGUAUUUGUAGAUAAUGCUGGUUUUUAUUACAAUAUAUCUACAAACACUGAUCUAAUAUUAAUUUCACAUCGAUAAAGUACAAAAAGAGAUAAAUUAUGACAUAGUAUUUUUUUAUAAUAGCAUCAUAUUCUUACGAGUUUUCUUUUCUAAGAAAACUAAUAAUAUUAUGUUUAAACAGUGCACCAUUUCUACUUUGAUUACAUCUAAUUCACAUCAAGUGGAAUAAGUUAUAAAAAAUUACGAAAAAUGGCAAAGGAUAUGGUGUUCACAGAAAUCUGCAUGUUUGGAUUUCUAUGCUAAUGAAAUCUAUUUUGGCUGUAGUUAUCUUCUAUUAGAAAUAUCAGUCUUCUAACACUGAGCACACCACUCAUUAUUUUUGUGAA